Paramuricea clavata is the source of this 2575-nucleotide messenger RNA. The record is from the annotation of a GenBank genome assembly. NCBI's taxonomy places the organism in Eukaryota, Metazoa, Cnidaria, Anthozoa, Malacalcyonacea, Plexauridae.
AUGGUGGGGAUCGAUGAAGAAGCUGACAUUGGCGACAUUCAGGACUUUCCCGAGGAUAUCACCAAAGAAGAUUUAGAAAAUAUAGGUGAGGAGUUAAACGAGGAUUUCAAUCUAAAUGUAUCGCUCACAAUCUUAGACACAGAAACGGACGAACUCAACGCUGAGUUUCUUGAAGCCGUAACAGAAAUUGAAGGCAAGAGAUAAUUUCCUUGCUCGUAUUGCACUAAAGUUUGUAAGUCGAAAGGUGGCUUAACAAAACACACAAAUUCCAAACACCACGAAGCAAAUGUCAAUGUGCCAACUGAAUCAGACAAAGUUACAGAAGUCAAUCUUUUUUCAUUAGAAAAUCUAGCUGGCAUUGUCGAGGCAAUCAAAGUUCGUUUGAUCGCUGAAGACUUGUAUGGUCCUGAGAUAAAUAACGCCAUUAAAAAUGCCUCUUGCAACAAAGCUUUUUUUUAUGCUGUACUGCCGUUGUAUGAUAAAUUUUGUCGCAAAAGAAACCAAGACAAAUUAUUUGAAGCAUUCUACGGAUUGAUCCCUAAUUCGAGACAAUAUUUAAAUUGUCCAGAUUCUAACGCUGUGAAUUUAAUUAUGAUAGAGAUACCAGAUCAUUUAGCUGGAUUUUUCAAGGUUUGCCAACAUCGUGAAAAGGCGGCAGCUAAACCAACGGGAAUGACUACAACUAGUGAUUUAAAUCUUGACCCAUCAGAACGUGGCCCUCUUUCCUACGUCGCAGGGUAUAUAGUUUCAAAGCUAUACCAGAAGACUAGAUCUAAGAAUCAGAAUGAAUGUGACAAGGAAUUGCAAGCUCUACUACAGGCCUUAAAGUCGACUGAAUCAGACAAUAAUUUUAUCCUUGCUCGUAGCAGAGGAGGUCUUGUUUCUCCUAGCCAUGAUCUUAUGGGUAUCGUGGAAGAAGCCGAGAUUUGCUUCAGGAAAAAUGUUGGUGAAGGCGAACUAGUGUUAAGAAAUAUACCUACCGAGAUCAUUUGCGAGUCAACAUUAAGCUCUCCAGUCGUCAAAUCACUGUGGGAGAGCAUUGUGCUGGAAUCGCAUAGAAGAAUCAAGCUCUACGCAGAAGUUAUGCUUGGAAAACAUUGUGAAAUUGUAUAUUCGUGUUCGCUCAUUUUCCUAUGCAAGGGAUUAUAUUGGCAAAUAUAAAAUAAAGCAAAAACAGACGAAAAGUAAAUUGUUACGAAAGGACUUAAAACGAAGCAAAAACCAUUAAAUCACUGUGAUUAAUGCACCUAUCAAUGUUAAGCCCCAGAGGGGGGGGGGGGUCUGGCAUAGGUGGGGCAUUUGAUUUUUUGAGCAAAUUUUCAAUCAAAUGCCCCACUGUCGGGCAAUAAAUAUUGGUCAAAUACUAUAUUAAUAAAAGCCAUCCGGUUCAAAUUGCCCCAACUCGGGGCCAAAAUGCUAAUCAAAAUCCCCAGGGUGGGGAUGCAAUUGAUGAUCAAAUACCCCACAUAUGCCAGACCACACCCACCCACCCCCUUCUGGGGUUUAACAUUGAUAGGUGCAUAAAUGAUGAACUAUAAGUUAUGAACCAUGUUACAAAUUACAAUGCCACAGUAUUAGAAACACGGUUUUUAAAGUUCAUCCCCGUGUGAUGAGAAGCCAUAGUUUAGAAGUUCUAUUCUUGGGUUUCAUAUGACGUCAUAAAUUUGACAGGGGGGGGUCAACUCUAAAUCGAGACACAGUCAUCAGAGUGAAUUAAGUGUUCACUGUAUGUGUUGGCCUUGUGUUUGGUGGCAAAUAUGUGCAAUUUCGUAUCAUUUGCUCAGUACAGCAUAAGCUUCAAUACAUUUUAGGUUGACCCCCCAUCAGAUUCACUGCAAAAUGCCAUAGUAGAACCCCAAUCGCAUUCCCAGAGCCUCUGCGAUCCUUGGAAAGGAACGUGAGGCUCUGGGAUAAUCCAUUUCAGGGAGGAAUCUGAUUGGCCGUUGAUAUAGAAUGCAUAGUUUGGUCUUAGCCAGGAUUCCUGGCUUCCGGCAACGGAUUAUCCCAGAGCCUCACGUUCCUUCCCGAGGAUCGCAGGUUCAGGGAACAAGAUUGAGUAUAACCCAAGAAUUGCUUUCAAAUCAACAUGAAGUGUGAUCAUGUUGAACUUGCAUGCAAUAAAGUACUACCUCGUAUUACUCACUUGCAACAGCAGCCAUGUUCGUGCCACAUUCAAUAAAAGAUUAGAUUAUCUUGUUGAAAUGGCACCAACACAAAUGAUACAGUAUUAUCAUUGCUCAUUAAUAUAAAAUUUCAUUACUUGAAUUAAAGAAAGGACAGUGUCACAGUGUAUAAUUGUCAAAAAUUAGUGUAUAAUAUUUAAUUAUAAAAAACUGUCACAUGAUAUUAAAAACCCCUGUAACUGUUAUGCUUUCAUCAGCACUGUAACAGACUAGUUUGUCCACUGUUACAUUUAUAUGUAAUGUAAACAUAAUUAAUAAAAUAUACAGUUUCUAUUAACUGUGAUUUCUAUUAACAGGCACACAGUCAACAUUCAAGCAAUGUUAUUUAUUAUGAUAUGUUUUCUACUCAAACUCCAAAAAAUUCAGAACAAAUUCAAGUUGGUAAUUUGUGA